AUGCACUCCAACGGUGAGGGCGCGUCGGAGAAGAGCGAUACCGCUGCCGUCCCAAUACCCGAGGGUUUUGUUGCGUGUCCGUUGUUGGAGGGAAUUCCCGUUGAACACGCGGAGCGACUUCGUCUCAUGUUGCGGCAGAAGGGGAUGACGACGACGGCGACGGCCUUCGACACCUGCGCGCUCCUUACGGCGGUGCUACUGCAGCCAGAGGUUUUGCUCGCCCAACAGAUGGAUUUGUCGCUCGAUGAUGUAAACGCCCUCUACGGCCACGUCAGUGCUGCUCUUUUGCGCCAAAGUGACUUCCUGGCUUCUCCCACGUCUGUGGCCAGUGUUCUUUCUUGCCGCCACCGUCACUUCAUUUCUACCGGACAGCAGGGUUUGGAUGGCGCCCUGAGGGGUGGUGUGGGGUGCGGUCUGAUUACGGAGGUCACAGGGGCCGCGGGGGCCGGCAAGACGGCGCUUGCGCUUAGCCUUGCAAUGCACGCCGCAACCCACCCAAAGACGGAUGGCAGGAGGGUCCGCACGCUGUGGAUCACCACGGAUCUUUCUGCGUUUCCAGCAGCAGUGGCAGCGGAAGUUUUGCAGUGGCACCUGGACGCACGCAGCUGCAGUGGUGACGAGGGCGGCGAAAACGUAGGAAAUGUCCUUUGCAAUGUGGCGGUGACAAUUUGCCCCACCCUUGCACAGCUGCGAGAGUAUCUUCCAGCCCUACGAGGCCACGUGGCACGUCAGACGGAUCUACGGCUUGUGGUGAUCGACAACUUCACCGUUUUAGUGCGCCGCAGCUUUCCGGGUGUGGAAAAUGAGGUGAAGGAGCGUCACGAGGCCGUGGCAGAACUAAUGAGCGUACUAAAGAGCCUUGCACAGGAGUUCUGCGUGGCCGUUGUGAUCGCGACAGCCUCAGGAGAUGAACUUGGCCACUCGUUUCUUCACUCCGUGAAUACGCGUCUUCGCUUAUCACAGUGUCUGCUGGAGCCCCGAGACGCAUUGGGAGUACAAGGAGAGAUUCAACCACGGGUGACGCGUGUACUUCAACUUGUGAAAAGCUCUGCAGCUGCAGGUUGUUGCUUUGAAUGUGAAUUUGACGGGAUGCGUUUGACGCGAGCUCAACCACUUGACGAGGAUGCCGUGCUUCUGUUUGAAGAUGCUGCGAUGUUUGGUGUGGAUCCCCUUGGUCACGUGAAGCUCCCAACAUUUGUCUAUUGCUGA
Trypanosoma rangeli is the source of this 1209-nucleotide messenger RNA. Its product is annotated as DNA repair protein. The transcript has a single exon. Lineage: Eukaryota; Euglenozoa; Kinetoplastea; Trypanosomatida; Trypanosomatidae. The record is from RefSeq and is a predicted model, not a curated record. Gene Ontology annotation, biological process: DNA repair; DNA strand invasion; mitotic recombination. The coding region runs from base 1 to 1209 and encodes 402 amino acids. Gene Ontology annotation, molecular function: ATP binding; single-stranded DNA binding; double-stranded DNA binding.